CCAGUUCUGUUCUUCCUGUGGUACGCGACACCUGAGAGGUACAUCUUCUCUCGCCUGGGUUUGAAGCCAAAUCUUCAGUCCGAUUUGAAAGCGAGGUUUUUAUGUGGGCUUUUUUUCCCUUCUUCCCACCACUCCAAGUCUAGUUUGACAUUACAGUGUGCUUUUCAAAACAAAGAUCAGAAUCUCAACGAAAUAAAACCUAAAGUUUCAUUUUUUUUUGUCAGCCGUAAAAUCUUUAAUAGUUUUAGGUCGCAAUUCGUGAAUUAUAUGUGUAUUUAAAGAAAGUGCCAAAAAGAAAUAUUGGAUCUUAAAAAGUUAAUAAAUCAGACUGAGCGGAACGCAUAAUUCCUGGAGACUACACAAGUGGACAUAAUACAAUAAUACAAUAGCCAUUUCUAUUGAUGUGUUGUGUAUUUCUUUUCCGUGGAGCGGCAGUAGUGUGGUGAGGUGAUCUACAAUAGUAUCAUUUCUAUACAUUUUCAAUAUCGAUUUCUUUAAGAUUGUUUGGUUUUGAUAUUCCACUGGUCAGUUUGGUCGUUAACGUCAAUACCAUUAAUAUGACCGCAGUCUGUAAAGAAGUAGAGGACACUGUCCAGUGGCUGUACCAUAAGGUCAUUAUACCAUGAUGCUGAGUGGUCAACACAGGACUUGAGUUUACGUUCAAAGAAAGACUUCUGAAACUGAAGUGUAACAUGUCUGGUCAGACAAUGACGACGGUUCUAAGGUGGGCUUUAUAUCUGUGCGGUGCCGUUGUUGUUAGCGAUGCGUAUAUGACCCGCAUUGACCAGUGUGAACCUAUUGAGAUCCCCAAAUGCCGGGCCAUGCCCUACAACAUGACCCAGAUGCCUAACCUGGUACAUCAUAACACCCAGGAAAACGCCAGGCUGGUGUUUGAGAAGUUUGAAGUCCUGCUGGAGCAGAACUGCAGCGACUCCCUUUUGUUUCUUCUCUGCUCCAUCUACGUGCCCAUCUGCGCCGUGUCCUUGCAGCCCGAGGCCAUACCUCCCUGCAGGAGCGUCUGUGAGAAAGCGAAGGCAGGGUGCGAACCCUUGAUGAACUCUUACAAUGUGUCCUGGCCGGAGUCCCUGGACUGCUCACGCCUGCCGCGAUACGAGAGAGGAGUCUGUGUUAGUCCUGAGGCUUUUGUAAAGCCUGUCAAGCCCAAGAAAGCAGGCUGUACGAAAUGCAGAAAGAAAAAACUGUCUUGGUCUAACAUGAAGAAACAUAACUAUAACUACGCGGUCAAAGUUCAGAUGGUCAGAGGGAAGCGCGUGAGUGAGAACGAGAUGAUGUACAAGGUCAAACUGGCCCAGGUCAUCUUCAGCGGCAGGACAGUCAAAUUCCCUGCUACCAGCGACGUCACGCUGUGGGUCAACGCAACCUGCGCCUGUCCUAAACUACACAGAGGAAGGGAGUACCUCAUCAUGGGUCACGCUGAGGGCGCGGUCAGCAAGCUUUUGAUGUCCCCCUUGACCAUAGUGACCGCCUGGAAGGAAUCGCAAGCCACACAGAUCAAUAAAUGGCACGUGAGGUCAGCUUCCAAGUCUGGACAAUCGCAAAACAAGAAAAAGAAAAUUCAACCCGAGAACAAGAAACAAAAGAAACGGCCUCCAGCUGUAACAGCGAGCCCCAAAGCCCAACCUAAACGGCUAAGGGUAAGCACAACCAGCGUGCAACCAUUAAACCUCAAACCAACUCACAUCAAGCCUGUCAUUGCCAGAGCGCCAUCUGUCCCAGGCAAAACGACGGAAAGUUCAGCGCCUUCCAAUGUUUCAGAUUUUCUCAACGGUUACACUCACGGCGGCAGGUACUACACCAAAGAGUUGGCCAAAAAAUACAAUCAGGCAACACUUAGAGCUGCCAGGACAUAGUCUUGGAGAGACCAAAUAAUGAAAACUUCAGAAAACCAAAUUAGCAAUUUUUAUAUACAGACCAAUUAAGUUUGUAUUUAGCUAACUUGGUGAAAAACAAGGACCAAAUUGAUCACAAGCAUUCAAAUCAACAAUUAACACUUUGGCUAAAAUGGUUGUACCUUGAGAAAAGUCCUUCGAUAGCAAGCCAUUAGAAUGAGUGUAUCGCCUGAUUAGCAUAUAUAUAUAUAAUAAACCUUGUGAAUUAUUGUAGUCCAACUUAGUGUAAUUGUAUAUAUCUAUAACUAUUUAAUGUACUAUUGUUUCAAAAUGUUAAUUUUAUCGAUUACAAAUACAUGUCUAUAGAUGAUAUUUAUUACAGUAACAAAGCAAUACAAACUUAGAUAGAUUAUGUAAGGAGUAUAGAGAGCGCUCUUCUGUUAUCGCUGUCAGUUGUAUGGCUCUUGUAGGACACGUGAUAGUCGGUGGAAAUUCCUUUCACAAUCAUUUUUAUUAAAUAGUUGACACUUGAAGUGGGGGAGGUAAUACACUAUUUAAAAUGAUCCCGAAAUCGAGACAAGGGAUAUAAUCCAGGCACCUUUUAUCGAAGUGAAGUCAAUGAUACCAGAAAGAUCUAUAUCUCGUUGCAAAUUAUUUCAAUUCAACAUUUGUUUGAUAUCGUUUGCGGUUGAAUUCCAGAUCUGUUUAAGAAACUGUGUGCGUGUGUUUUUGUUGUUAUUAUUAUGUUGACGAUUAAAGUGUGGAAUAUCAGCUACCAUCCACUGCAUAGUUCAGUAGUGUUGAAUACUGGCUGGGUUCAUUUCUAUACCUCCGCACGACAGUCCCUAUAAGUGAAUAUUAGUCCGAGCAGAAAAUCAAACGACAUCCAGGUUACUUUUUAAAUAGAUAUCAUUGCGGAUGUAUCAGUACUUUCAUUCUGUGACAACAACCCAACGAUCUUUUGUUCUUCCUUUCAGACACUAGUUCGUGUUCUAUGUGGUGGGUGAGCAAGGGAGAUAAACAAUCCAAUAGUUUUUUACUUGACAUGUAUUUGGUUUGUAUUAACUGUCCAGUGAGUUACUGGAACUGCAAUACAUUAUGGAAAGGUUUCAUCUUCAAAGCUUUGUAGUAUUAUACAUUCUGAACUAGAUCUCUUUUAUUUUAUUCAAGUUUAAAACAUUUCAACAUAAUGGAAAAAAUGGUGCCCCGGGGGGG
Molecule: messenger RNA, 3065 nt
Organism: Biomphalaria glabrata
Lineage: Eukaryota; Metazoa; Mollusca; Gastropoda; Planorbidae
Product: secreted frizzled-related protein 3-like
Exons: 4
Coding region: 693-1871 (392 amino acids)
Biological process (GO): non-canonical Wnt signaling pathway; canonical Wnt signaling pathway
Cellular component (GO): cytoplasm
Molecular function (GO): Wnt-protein binding
Source: RefSeq, a predicted model, not a curated record